AUGUUUUUGAGAAGUGCCAUCGAAAGGAUUCUUUCGGAUCGUGAUAUUAAACGAAAAGAGAAUUUACAAUUGAAAAAAGCAUGCGAGAACGUUCUAGAGGAGUUGAAAGGCGAAAAUUAUGCCAACGAUAACAAUGGCGAAGUUUUGCCGGACAAAGAGCGUAUCGUUGAAGCAGAUCGCUAUUUCUUACCAUUCGAGCUGGCAUGCAAGUCAAGAAGUCCUAAGAUCGUCAUCACUGCCUUAGAUUGCCUUCAAAAACUGAUAGCAUAUGGUCAUCUAACAGGACGUGGAGCGGAUUCUUCGAAUCCUGAUCGGAAACUGAUUGAUCGCAUUGUUGAAGCCAUCUGCUCAUCGUUCGUAGGUCAAGGAACCGACGAAGCCGUACUACUGCAAAUAAUAAAGGCUAUUCUCGCCGUUGUGCUCACUAAUAAUUGUGAAGUACAUGAAGGCUCUCUUCUACUUGCUGUUCGAACAUGUUUUACCAUUUUUCUUGCCACAAAAAGCCCCAUCAAUCAAUCAACGGCCAAAGGAACUCUUACUCAGGUAAGCAAAUGCUUAUGACA
Molecule: messenger RNA, 563 nt
Organism: Cylicostephanus goldi
Lineage: Eukaryota; Metazoa; Nematoda; Chromadorea; Rhabditida; Strongylidae
Source: the annotation of a GenBank genome assembly